Molecule: messenger RNA, 828 nt
Organism: Pistacia vera
Lineage: Eukaryota; Viridiplantae; Streptophyta; Magnoliopsida; Sapindales; Anacardiaceae
Product: GATA transcription factor 24-like
Exons: 4
Coding region: 223-828 (201 amino acids)
Biological process (GO): regulation of DNA-templated transcription
Molecular function (GO): protein binding
Source: RefSeq, a predicted model, not a curated record
GUGAAGCUACGCCCACGCUUGGAGACUUGUAUGUAUAUUCUAUUUUCUCUUUGAAAAUGGAAACUAAUUUUUACCAAAAUCUGUAGCGGAACUCCGUCUCAUUCAGUAAACCAUUCUGAUUUAGGGUUUCUGUUUGGCAGCCGAGAAAAUUUUGUUUUCUGAGAACCAUAAUAUUUAUUUUAGACAUGUAUUUAUGUUUGAUAUGGUAGAGAAGUGUAUGCAAUGAAUCCACGACCACUUCAAGCGCGACCCUACGGAGACUUUGAAGACCGUAAUAAUAAUAAUAGCAAUAAUCAUCAUCAUUCGGCGAACCAAAAUGACGCCGAAGAAGCCGGAUUGUUUGACUCCGAAAGGGAAGUAAAUGAAGAAGAAGCUCAAGUUUGGUCGGUCAACCAUGAGGACACUAAUGGUAGACCUGGUUCUACUGAGUCAACUUGCACCGGUGAACUCACUCUUUCCUUCGAAGGCGAGGUCUAUGUCUUCCCUGCAGUAGCUCCUCAGAAGGUGCAAGCACUGCUUUUAUUGCUGGGGGAGUGUGAUAUUCCUGCUGCUGUUCCCAACUCUGAAGGUUUUCUCCAAGAAAACGUAAAGGUUGUGGGAAAUGCCUCACAUGGGUCAAAGCUUUCACGAAGAAUUGCCUCUCUCAUGAGAUUUCGUGAAAAGCGGAAAGAAAGAUGCUUUGAAAAGAAAAUUAGGUAUAGUUGUCGGAAAGAGGUUGCUGAGAGGAUGAAUUGUAAGAAUGGACAAUUUACAUCAUCGAAGGAUUCUUAUAAUACAGAUGUUGUAAACUCGAAUCGAAGCAAUGGUGCUGCUCCUGAAUCUGUGUGA